GAGUCCCUGACGUGAGCGAGGCGGACCUCGCCACCAUCGAGGCGGAACUCAUUGCCGCCGCUGGCCAUGAGACCAAGACUGGGAAGAUCAAGCAGGUGAACCAGGGAAAGUUCGGGUUCAUCGAGCAGGAUGAGGGGGGAGACGAGAUGUUUGUGAUCCCUGGAUCGUGCACCAGUUUUGGCAACGCCAUCCCACCAGUGGGCACAGAGGUGGAGUAUGAGGUCGUGGUGGACCAGAAGACGGGCCGGCCGAGGGCCGAGAACGUUCGGCCUCCGGAGGGCGCCGAGCCUGCGCAGGGUGCGCCUGGCCACGAAGUUCUGCGCCCGCGGCCUCCGGCCGGUCUGGCAGGGUCCGCUGGCGGCGCCGGCACCUUCAUCAGCGACCAGGGCAAGUUCGGGUUCAUCGAGCAGGACUCCGGCGGGGACAACAUGUUCGUGAUGCCGAAGUCGUGCGAGGGCGGGGUCUUCCCGCCGCUCGACUCCCGCGUGGUCUACCAGGUCGUGGUCGACGAGAAGACUGGGAGGCCGAGGGCCGAGAGCGUGAAGCUGGAGGGCGGCGCUGCCAGGCACUACCCCGGGGCUCAGUGGGCGGGUGGCCAUGGUGCUUAUCCGGCGGCCGCGCUGCUGAGCCACGGGCACGCAGCCUAUCCAGGAGCCAAAGCUCUCCCAGCGCUUCCGGGAGCCAAGGGCGGCUGGGGAGGGCGACUUUCUGGCACUUUCAUCAGCGACCAGGGCAACUUCGGGUUCAUCGAGCAGGACUCCGGCGGGGACAACAUGUUCGUGAUGCCGAAGUCGUUCGAAGGAGGCGUGUUCCCGCCUAUUGACACUCGGGUCAAUUACGACGUAGUGCUCGACUCGAAGACUGGAAGGCCCAGAGCAGAAGGUGUAGUCCCGGAGCAGCAAAGCCCCUGGGACCCCCACCAGACGUACACAGGGACCGUCCUUGAACGCAAAAGCACUGACAAUUUCGGUUUCAUCGAGCAGGACAGCGGCGGGGACAAUAUGUUCGUCCUGCCGAAGUCCUGCGCCGCCUUUGGAGACCUCAUCCCCCCUGCGGGGACCCGCGUGGCCUACAAGGUGGUCCAGGACUCGAAGACAGGACGUCCCCGAGCAGAAGAUGUUGAGCCAGAAAGUGGCGAAGGAAUUCUCGCCGAGGCUGCGGCACCAGCGGGCGGCGAGACGGGACUGCCGCGCGGCUGGGACGCCGGCACCAUCACGGACGUUACCAACGCGGACAAGUUUGGCUUCAUCGCGCCGGACGCGGGCGGCAACAACAUGUUCGUGAUGCCGCGGUCGUGCACGGGAUUCGACGGUGCCAUCCCUCCGGUCGGCACGCGGGUGAUCUACAGGGUGGUGGUCGACACCAAGACUGGCAGGCCGCGGGCCGAGGACCUGCAGCCGGAGGGCGCCGACGUGCAGCCAGUGGCCCCGGAGCCGUGCAAGGGGGGCAAGGGCGGCAAGGGGGGCAAGGGCAAGGGCCUGCCUGGCUCGGGGCCCUUCGGCCAUCCUCGAGGAAGGAAACACGCGUCAGGCCCGCCAGCUCUGAUGGCCGGGUUGAGCUGGGCAGGCUGCGGCGGGUACGGGCCGGCUGGCGGCCCCAGCGGCGGCAAAGGCAAGAAGGGCCGCGCUCACCCGUAUUGGUAG
Messenger RNA from Prorocentrum cordatum, 1643 nucleotides. The record is from the annotation of a GenBank genome assembly. NCBI's taxonomy places the organism in Eukaryota, Dinophyceae, Prorocentrales, Prorocentraceae.